Molecule: messenger RNA, 561 nt
Organism: Zychaea mexicana
Lineage: Eukaryota; Fungi; Mucoromycota; Mucoromycetes; Mucorales; Lichtheimiaceae
Exons: 2
Coding region: 1-561 (186 amino acids)
Source: RefSeq, a predicted model, not a curated record
AUGAGUAGACUAUUAUUCCUGUUUUGUUUUGCCGUUCUCUCAACCGCAAGUCCUGUCGCCAUUCCUGCUCCACAUGCAAAACGAGCAGCCCAACAAAGCGUCGAAGACGAGGGACGAACAGCGUUUCCUCAGUCUGCACACCACACCGAAGCGUUCAACGUAGUUCACGUUAUUGCUGCUGUGGUUGGCAUCGUGGGUGCAGCAGCAGUAGCGGUCAUUGCCUUUAUCAUGUGCCGUCGUCGACGCCGUCAGCAACAACAGCAGCAGCAGCAGCGAAAUAGCGCUAUUAUCUCGACCGCGAUGGAACAAGCGUCUGUGCCACGACCAAUAUCUUCAUCUUCUGCAAACUCCUCUGCCACGCCAGCAGCCACGCCACAGUCAUCAUCCCAAUACCAACAACACCAGCUACAGCCCGUCAAAUCAAUAAGUACCUUUGAUCAGUUUGCAAGCGCAUACUGUCACGACGAACGACAAGGUGCAGACUCAACGCUUCGCCACAAUAACAACGAUACCCCCUUCAUUCCACUGCCAUCACCGCCACCGCCACCAUAUAGGCCGUAA